Messenger RNA from Stylophora pistillata, 2312 nucleotides. RefSeq names its product proline-rich transmembrane protein 4-like. The record is from RefSeq and is a predicted model, not a curated record. Lineage: Eukaryota; Metazoa; Cnidaria; Anthozoa; Scleractinia; Pocilloporidae.
CUCAAAGCAGACAGCAAGACUGAGGUCAAAUUUUUCCCGGAAAAAGUUCAUGCUGAGGGAGUCUUUGCGCAUCCGGAAGUCAUUUUUCCCAGGUGAUGUCAGGCUCAACAGUGACAAACGACACCAAUGAGGUGCUCACGGAAACCUUGCCUGAACCGGGUCCUGAUUGGCCAGUUGCAAGGAGAAUUUGGGACUGGGCAUGGGAACUACACUGGAUUGGGUUUGGCAUCUUAUUUGGUGUACUGGCCAUUUACGCAUUCAUUGCCGUAGCUUUCGCUAACCGUAGAAAAGGAUUCGGUUCAAAGCCUUUUUUCAUUGCCAUUAACUUGUUGCUGUUCGGCUUAGGAUCAACUAGAUCCGUGUAUCUGUUGUUAGAUCCCUACGAGUCGAGACAAAAUGGUAUCGAAGAUCCAAAAUGGUUGACGCUACUUCUCUUCGGAAUCGCUUACCCUUGUCUGACAUCAGCGUUUUCCCUGAUUCAUCUUGCUUUUCUUGAAGUCACUAAAAUGCAGAUCGUCCCGAGCAAGUUGCAGAAUGUGAAAUUUUUAUCUGGUGUCAUUUUCCUACACUUCAUCAUCGUUUUCAUCGCAGAGACAUCAGCGUCCAUAAAACCAGAGUUGGACUUUCUUCUGAUCGUGUGUCAGUCAUUCUUCAUCAUCUGGGGUUUGUUUCUAUCCGGUAGCUUCAUCUACAGCGGAUGCCGUGUCAUGAACAGUGUAGAGAACGUUCAGCGGCAGCUUAUUGCUAUGGAGAGUAAUGCACGUCCUUCACUGGGUACGACAAGCAAGACCAGUACGACAAAAGUGGCAAAGAUUACACUUGGUACGAGUUUCCUAGGCCUUGCCGUGUGUGGGUUGCAGUUCUAUUCCAUGCUAGGUGUUUACGGUAUGUACAGCAAAGCUGUCCAUCCUUCUCCAUGGCCGUGGCUUGCUUUUCAGUCGAGCUUUCGCUCCGUGGAACUUGCUAUGGCGGGUACGAUUGCUUAUAGUGCAAUGCAAACGGAAAGAGGGAAGACAAAGAUUAGCAGUUGGGCUGAGCGACGAGUUAUGUCGACGGGAAUGAUCAAACCAUCGCUUGUCCCAGUGGAGCUCGUGGUUCCCAACGUAGUGGCUGCUGUUUGAAUUUUCUGCUUGAGCUUAUGUUUGUGGACUAAGACCAUUUGCGAUGGAGAAAUUGGUUAGGUUUAUUAGCCAAAUUGUUAAAGACUGAGGAUAUGUUCACGAUACUUUAAAGAGCUCAGUCAUCCUGAGGUACAAUGGUUAACUUGAUAAAAGUACUUAGGUGCUAACUCGAGAGAAGAAGAUUUAGAUUGAAGGCACUCGGAUCGACAGAGUAGAAGAAGAGGGUUCAGCAAUCGCUUCGCGACGGAUUCUUAAGCACCUGGCAAAUGCUUCCUUCUUGUAACUGCCUCCAAGGUUUAUGUCACGAGCCAACGCUCUUAAAGAUGAAUUUCAAACUUGAAUAAAGGUAAAUUGGAGGCAUAGUAGAAUUAGGGAACAACAUGCAUGAGUCAACUCUUGGUUUUUCAUACGCUGAAUAGUUACUCCAGUCCUCGUCGUACCAACUGCUGAGGACUUAUCGGCUGUGUUCAUUGGACAACGUGACUGGUUGAAAAAUUACUUGCUUUUAAUAGUGUUACGAAAAUGAAACUAAAUCAGUAACCUUUGUUUAGCUUUGAAAAAAAUUUCAUCUGCAUUAUAAAUUAGAGAACACUAACUCGAAUUCGUUACUUGUUGCGCUUAUAUCACACGGUGUUAUUUACUUCCUUCCUAAAUCUCUAUGGAGAAAUAUUGAAUAAAAGGAAGAGGUAUACUGUGGGAAGCUUUUAAGAAGGCAAACAGACCUUGCGAAUUUUCUGCGUGAGACUUUUUGUUCAAUUUUUUGUACCAAGACUAAUUACUAGAGCCUAAUUACUUCCUUCUUUCCGUAUUGGACUCUGAAUCAGUGAGGAGAUCUUUGAAUGUUCUCAGGCUAGUGAAAGAAAGUUUCCCUCGUACUGUGAAAGGAAAAAUUAUUACCGGUCAAAAUUACCCCCAGAAUACUGAAAUUAUCAUUGCACAAAAGAAACUUACCAAUUAAUCAUAUCAUACGAAUCAUUGUUCUCCGUUCCAAAUUCAAACAUUGUCAUAAAUAUCCGUUGGAGUUUUUUCAUCUUAAUUUUAUAAACGAUUCAAUGUUUUAAGAAUUUGAGCUGAAGACAUCUAUUAUUUGUAAGCUGUGUUUAGAACUUGAGUUUAUAUAGGCUAAGACUGCCCAAACAAGAAGUUGCCAAAAUUAAUGAUGAUUAUCAGCUAAUGAACUAAUUAAUCAAG